CACGAGCAUUGGGAAGCGUCCAUAGGCGGGGACAAUAGUGGGCCUGGCUCGUGUGUGUGGUUGUGUAGACUCGGAGUAGUUGUUUUGGACUGAAUAUCUCCACACCUUAUUUUUUUGGACCGCUUCAUUCACAGAUGUUACAUCAUAUUCCACUGGAUACUUACAUGGAAUAGUUCUGGAUCCAACUCAUAUUUGUUUCUUUCUUCAUGGAUGACAUGGCUUUUGAAGGACCGUGAUUUUUCAUAAGUGUUUGCAAACUCGUGGGAAAUUGUAAACAAAGUUACUGUUGAAGUGAAGUUUCAUUCCAAAGAUGGAUCAGCAGGCUGCUGGAGGGGAGGACCCAAAUAAACCCUCCAAAAAGAAAACCAGCGAGGACGAGAGCAAAAACAAAAAACUGAACAUACACAUAAAAACAUUGGCUGAUGACAUGCGUGACAGAAUCACCAGUUUUCGAAAGCAAGGCAUGAAGAAGGAGAAGCCUUUUAUCCAGCACCCCACAGACCCGAUCUCCACCCAGACUGAGCUGCCUGUGCCCCAGCCGCUUUUCGACGAGCGCUCCAUGAACCUGUCAGAGAAAGAGAUCAUGGACUUGUUUGAGAAGAUGAUGGAGGACAUGAACCUGAAUGAAGAGCGUAAAGCCCCCCUUCGAGGGAAGGACCUUAGCACUAAACGGGAGAUGGUGGUCCAGUACAUUUCUGCAACAGCCAAAUCUAUAACUGGGAGCAAAGUUGCGGGUGGACUGAGGAACAGCAAGCACGAGUGUACGCUCUCAUCACAGGAGUACGUGCACGAGCUGCGCUCAGGCAUCUCCGAAGACAAACUGCUCAACUGCCUGGAGUCCCUGCGCGUGUCCUUGACCAGCAACCCCGUCAGCUGGGUGAAUAACUUUGGCCAUGAUGGUCUCGGGCUGCUUUUGGAUGUGCUGGAGAGGCUUCUUGACAAGAAACAGCAAGAGAACAUUGACAAGAAGAACCAGCAUAAACUCAUUCAGUGCCUCAAGGCCUUCAUGAACAAUAAGUAUGGCCUCCAACGAAUCUUGGGGGACGAACGAAGCCUCCUCCUCCUCGCAAGGGCGAUCGAUCCUAAGCAGACUAAUAUGAUGACUGAGAUUGUCAAGAUUCUGUCAGCUGUUUGUAUUAUCGGAGAGGAGAACAUUCUGGAUAAGAUCCUGGCAGCCAUGACCAUUGCUGCGGAGAGGAAUAAUAAGGAGAGGUUUGCUCCGAUAGUGGAGGGGCUGGAGAACCACGAAGCCCAGCAGCUACAGGUCAGUGAUGGUGCCCUUUCCCAGAAACAGAGAGUGAUUGUGGCGGCUCAAGAAAGUGUGCUCCAGUCCAACCAGUGCAUCACCCUGCAUGUGUGCAGUUGUGUCCUUAACCAUCUAUGCACUGAUAUGGGUGAAGUGUACCAUCUCCUGUCCAACAUGGUGAAAGACACGGGCUCAGAACCUUACUUCCUAUCCAUCAUCCAGCACCUGCUGCUCAUCAGGAAUGAUUAUUAUAUCAGGCCUCAAUAUUACAAGGUGAUCGAGGAGUGUGUGUCCCAGAUCAUCCUCCACCGCAGUGGGAUGGACCCUGAUUUCGCCUACAGGGAGCGACUGGAUGUGGACUUCAGUCAUCUCGUCGAUCAGUGUGUGGAUAAAGCCAAAGUGGAAGAGAGUGAGCAGAGAGCGGCUGAAUUCUCCAAAAAGUUCGACGAGGAGUUCAGCGCACGGCAGGAAGCACAGGCCGAGCUGCAGAAGCAGGAGGAGAAAAUCAAAGAGCUAGAGUCUCAGAUCAGCACCCUGCAGGCCCAGUUGAUUAGUGAGAGAGACAAGCUAAGAGAGGCAGAGAAAACCAUCAGCGAAAGAAACAGCAAGGUUGCAGCAGGACCUGGAGCAGCCGGUGCUGUUCCUCCAGCACCGCCACCACCAGGGGGAAUUGCACCUCCACCUCCUCCACCACCACCACCAAGUGGAGGUAUACCACCACCUCCUCCUUGUCCUGCAUCUCUAGGACCCCCACCUCCUCCACCUCCACCUGGCUGCGGACCUCCACCACCACCACCUCCACCUCCUGGAGGAGGCCCUCCCCCACCACCGGGUAUGCCUUUGGCUCCUCCGCCGCUCGUUGUCCAGCUGCCUUACGGGCUGGUGCCCAAGAAGACCUACAAACCUGAGAGCGUCAUGAAGCGGGUGAAUUGGUCUAAGAUAGUGCCUCAGGAGAUGGCGGAAAAUUGCUUUUGGCUCAAAGUCAAAGAAGAGCGGUUUGAGAACCUGGACAUGUUCAGCCAGCUUUCACUGUCCUUCUCUUCUAAAUCCAGAGACUCCCUUCGCUUGGUGGUAUCAAUCAAUGGUUCUGCUUGUGUUUCUGCUUGGGGGAUCAAAUCGGAUACACUGGUGGAUUGAGUGUGUGGCAUGGCCUACUGCAUUUGAAAAGCAAUUCAACGCCUCCGCUUUUAUGUGCCACUGAAAUAAGGUGGAUGCUGGCAAAACUUGCUCCUCCUCUUGCCCUAAUAGGUUUUCUUCACCGCUGA
Messenger RNA from Sinocyclocheilus grahami, 2511 nucleotides. RefSeq names its product protein diaphanous homolog 2-like. Gene Ontology annotation, cellular component: actin filament. The transcript has 20 exons. Gene Ontology annotation, molecular function: small GTPase binding; actin binding. The coding region runs from base 311 to 2383 and encodes 690 amino acids. Gene Ontology annotation, biological process: actin cytoskeleton organization; actin filament polymerization. Lineage: Eukaryota; Metazoa; Chordata; Actinopteri; Cypriniformes; Cyprinidae. The record is from RefSeq and is a predicted model, not a curated record.